This is a messenger RNA of Varanus komodoensis (Komodo dragon), 1292 nucleotides long. RefSeq names its product C-C motif chemokine receptor 6 (gene CCR6). Bases 128 to 1198 code for a protein of 356 amino acids. Gene Ontology annotation, cellular component: membrane. The transcript is spliced from 3 exons. The record is from RefSeq and is a predicted model, not a curated record. Lineage: Eukaryota; Metazoa; Chordata; Lepidosauria; Squamata; Varanidae. Gene Ontology annotation, biological process: G protein-coupled receptor signaling pathway; immune response; thymocyte migration. Gene Ontology annotation, molecular function: chemokine receptor activity; chemokine binding; scavenger receptor activity.
CUCUGCAUCUGAAAUCUAAUAGCUAGAAUAAAAGGCAUCAUACCUACUGAGCAGAGAUUCUCUGUAAACCUUGCUGAAUUGCCCUGGCCAUCCUUUUCCCUGGUCAUAACAUACAGAGAGAACCAUAAUGGACCAAGAAGAACAUACCACCACGGAUUAUUUCUACAUAUCCGAUUUUUAUUUUCACAUGACACCACCAUGCUACAAGAAUGAAGUCAGAAACUUUACAAAAACUUUUCUACCUAUUGCCUAUUCACUGAUAUGUGUCUUGGGCCUUGUGGGCAAUUCAUUUGUUGUGAUGACAUUUGCCUUCUAUAGGAAGUCCGAUUCUCUGACUGACAUAUGCCUCUGCAAUAUGGCUAUUGUAGACAUCCUGUUUGUUCUCACUCUUCCUUUCUGGGCAGUAAACUAUGCUCUGGACCAGUGGAUCUUUGGUGACUUCAUGUGCAAGCUCAUCAAAGGUAUUUAUGCAAUUAACUUCAACUGUGGCAUGUUGCUCUUGGCCUGUAUAAGCAUGGACCGAUACAUUGCCAUUGUGCAAGCAACAAAGUCAUUUAAGUUUCGGAUAAGGACUCUGGCAUACAGUAAGAUCAUCUGCUUGGCUGUGUGGGUAUUAUCAAUUGUAAUCUCAAGCUCUACUUUCAUGUUCAGCCAAAGCUACCCCCUUUCUACCAAUAACACAAAGUACAUUUGUGAAUAUAAAUCCAAUACAGAGUCUGAUAACAUGUUGAAGCGGAUGAUAUUAGCUCUGCAGCUUUUAUUUGGAUUUUUCAUCCCUCUGCUAUUCAUGUUUUUUUGUUAUACUUUCAUUGUCAAAACCUUAGUGCAGGCUCAGAAUACGAAAAGAAGCCAAGCCAUACGUGUGAUUGUCUCAAUUGUGAUAGUUUUCUUGAUAUUCCAAGUCCCUUAUAACAUUGUCCUUCUUAUGAGAGCUGUGUCAAUGGGGAAACUGGAUAAAUCUUGUUGGAGUGAAAAACAAAUGGCCUAUGUGAAAUAUAUAACCGAAACUCUGGCCUUCUUACACUGUUGUAUGAAUCCUGUACUCUAUGCUUUUAUUGGGGUAAAAUUCAGAAAUUAUUUUGUGAAAAUAAUGAUCAGUCUCUGCUGUGGGAGAUCCAAGAAAUCUAGAGGCACCAAUUAUUCAAAAGGGAGUUCGGAUGCUGCUCAUUCUAAGCAGACAAGUGAAAUGUGUAACUGAUGCAGUAGAGUUACUCUGUGUACAUCAGUAUUAUAAUCCCCUUCACCAAGUAACAUUAAUCAUGCCACAAAAUGAGAUACUGGCCCCGUUUGUA